This is a messenger RNA of Acanthaster planci (crown-of-thorns starfish), 534 nucleotides long. RefSeq names its product collagen alpha-1(I) chain-like. The record is from RefSeq and is a predicted model, not a curated record. NCBI's taxonomy places the organism in Eukaryota, Metazoa, Echinodermata, Asteroidea, Valvatida, Acanthasteridae.
AUGCCGCAAGGCCCCACGGCCCCGGCCUGGCCUGAGAAAUCCCCCGACGGUGCGGCGAAGGAGACACCUGCCUACCGGGCGGCAGGCUCGUUGGCCCGUGGGACCCGCGGAGAGCGUUGGCCGGCCCGCCCGGCCUUCCCCCGAGGUGUCCAGAAGGACCCAGGGACGGGAGGUGCAAUGCUGCGUGGCCGUGACAGAGAGAGGGGGGUAGGGCCCCUCGGAGAGCGGCAGGUCCUUCCGCUGCCCCCGAGCAGCAAUAUCUGCCACGUCCACAUCGGCCCGGCAGCUUCCGCAGAGCAGAGGGACCGGCCCACUCCCAACCUCCGCCAGGUCCCGGCAGCCCAAGGCGCACCGACGUCGCGCAACGGCGUCCCAGGCCCGGAGAGGCAGCAGCGGCCCCCCGCGGCUGGAACCGCGCGCGACCCCGCAGCACGCCCGCCGGGCAGGGGGCGGGCAGCCCCCGCGGUAACGCCAAGCAGCAGCCCGGGUGGCGGCUUGCUAAAUAGUCGCGCCGGCCGCCGUCCAGGGCUCUGA